Pangasianodon hypophthalmus (striped catfish) is the source of this 1182-nucleotide messenger RNA. It is a transcript of the gene cabcoco1, whose product is annotated as ciliary associated calcium binding coiled-coil 1. NCBI's taxonomy places the organism in Eukaryota, Metazoa, Chordata, Actinopteri, Siluriformes, Pangasiidae. The record is from RefSeq and is a predicted model, not a curated record. The coding region runs from base 34 to 948 and encodes 304 amino acids. The transcript has 8 exons.
CCACCCGUUACCCGGGCAACAUCAGUAUCCAACAUGUCCGGACAGGAGAGAGCGCGUGAGCGAGGCAAAUCAGCUGAAAAGUCAAAAACUACCACUGAUAAAAAGGAUGCGCGUUUAAAUGUGAAUGAAGCAGGUGAGAAGUUUCCUCAGUGGCCAUGUCUAUCAUGUGAGAACAUAAAUCUGCUGAUGGAGCUUUCUGUGGAUCAGGUGCAGCUGCAAUUUGUGGAUGUACUUGAUUUGAAGAAACACCAAACGUGUGUGAAGGAGGCCUCACUGCUGGACUACUUUGUUGCAGGAUUUUGGUGGGCCAAGGAGAUGACCUUCACAUGCCAGCAAAUCUCAUUUAUUAUGGCCCUCUUACAGCUGCUGCUUGACAACAUCAAAGACAAACACAUGCCAUUUGCUGACAAUUUUAAGGAGUUCACCCGGACGCUGCUCGCAACUAGACAGUCAUCACCAUCGGCAAGUGCCGCUGUUAACCCGCUGUUUGAUGUGGAUCAACUCAAAUCCAUUACAGAUUACUUCAGGAGCAGUCUUUUCCAGCAUUACAGUCUCUACGAAUUCCUCUUCUCUCACCCUAGAGACAACAUGCUGCAAGGAAUGGAGAGGAACAUCGAGGUAGUUAAUUCAGCUGACUUCAUCGCUCCGCUGGAGGAGGGAACGCCAACUGAUGACCUCCAUCACAUAGCUCCCUCCCCUGCCGUGCUGCCUGAUCAGGAUUCGGACACGUGCGUGGAGAAGAAUGAGGAAGAGUCUGGUGAAUGUGAACAGAGAGAGACACUCGAAAGCCUGGAGGGCUUCAGCGUGGAAGAUGUGCGAGAAGUGCUUGGGGAAAUGACCAGAGAAGUGCUGGUAAAGCUGCAGGCAGAUUUCACAGAGAAGCUGCGCAUCCAGGAAAAGACCUACACAGCCAGGUUAGAGAGUCUCAAGAGACUGACGUCCAAAUAACGCUGCUGAAGAAAGGGGAAGCAUCCACUGUUUUUUCUUAUGUAGACAAAAAGUGUUAUACGACACCAAUAGUUAUAUAGCAAAAACAAUACAAAUACUACUAAGCUUAAGAAGCUUUAAAGAAGUCUUAAGAAAGGAAUAAAACAUGACAGUGUGUGCUGUUAAAGGAAAAUAAUUUCCAACAAGAGCACCUCCUUUAUAAUUUAUUAAUAAAUGACAUCACAUUUUUAUCCA